GACGUUUUCAUCUUUGUGCUAGCUGCCUUUCACGUGGUCCUCUGUGUGCUCAAAGUACUAUCUAUGAUAAUUCAAUGGAGCAUGCUGGAGAUAUACGACGAAUGGAGCAAAAAAGAUGACAUCCAAAAUGUACUCACAAAAAUUCUGGAACGUUAUAAAAACCCACUUGGCUCGUUCAGAUAUAUGCUCGUGUCGAUCCUGCAGAAGACGUUUACUUCUUUGACCGAGCAUGAGUACAUCGCUCUUCGUCAGAACUUCAUCGCGGCACGAAAUCCCAAGGAACCAGGGAAAGAUUUUCAGAAGUACAUAAUGAGGACUUUGCAAAAGGAUUUUGAGAAAAUGAUGGGAAUCAGAUGGUACUUGUGGUUAUGCGCUGUGAUUUAUUUACUCGUGAAUGUAGCCGGAUGGAAUGCGCAUUUUUGGGUAUCUUUCAUUCCAUUUACUCUUAUGGUCAUUAUCAGCAUCAAAUUGGAGAGAAUGAUAAUGAAACUCGCAAAAGAAGUUGCCAAAAAGCAUAAACACGACGAAGACAAGUCUAGCGAAAAUAGUGCAAAGGACUUGGUUUUUAAAUUUUCAGAAGACGAUUUCUGGUUCGCUGGGCUAAAAAUGGUCGGCAGGCUGCUUCACAUCGUGCUGUUUGUGAACUCUUUGGAGCUUGCUUUCUUCUUCUUUAUAAUGUUCCAGUAUGGUUUUCACUCCUGCAUUGUGGGAAAGGUUGGUUUUGUUGUCCCCCGAAUAGUAAUGGGAGUGAUCGUCCAGAUUGUGUGCAGCUCCAGAAUAUUACCACUGCACGCGAUUAUACAAUCACAGAUGCAUUUGGAGAAGAAGCAAUCGGACAAGCAGAAGAAAAUACGUAAGAUUAGGAGGCAUUUGGAGAAGUACGCAUCGGAUGAAGAGGAAGAAAAAGAGAUCGUGACCUGGAUUUCGGAGUUGAUUGAUAAUAGAAAGGAGCCGAACUCACCGGAGAAGUCCCCAGAUAUUGAACUGGCCUCGACAGAUUCGAGGGAAGGAUCUGUCAAGAGUAAGGUCUCGGACUCGCAGAAGAAAGUGUCCCAAGGCAGGGGUAGCUCCGGCGAAGGGAAGGCAUCGUUGAUCGCGGGUCAGACGGGACAGGGACGGCACGGGCGAAGCAACCGGCGCUCGGGCAUCGACGAAGGGGGACGUCUCGGCGUUGUUGGCGUCGGGCAGACCACCGGAUCUGCAGCAGCGACUGGUGGAGAUGGCUCGCCGGAAGGCACCGGGGUCGUCGUGAGGAGACGAGCGCUGCGACUGGAGUGGGUUCGUCAGGGGGCGGUUCGGGCGGCAGCGAGCAGGUUGCUCGCGAAGGAGGCACGGCGAGGGGCACUGGCGCUCGGGCGUCUGGAUCUGGAGUGA
Messenger RNA from Eucalyptus grandis, 1374 nucleotides. Its product is annotated as MLO-like protein 1. Gene Ontology annotation, biological process: defense response. The record is from RefSeq and is a predicted model, not a curated record. The transcript is spliced from 12 exons. Lineage: Eukaryota; Viridiplantae; Streptophyta; Magnoliopsida; Myrtales; Myrtaceae. The coding region runs from base 64 to 1374 and encodes 436 amino acids. Gene Ontology annotation, cellular component: membrane.